UUAAGCGCAAUUUGCAAUAUUGUCUAAUUUUAGUAAAUAUGAAGUUCAUAAGGCUUUCUCUUCGGCAGUAAUUUCGAAAAAUACUUAUAAUAAAAUACGUGAUGUUACAGGGACAUGAACCUUCAUACACCACGGCGGCGCAUAUCGCCGCGCGCCCGGCGGCGGUAUCGAGCUAUAAAGAACUUCUUUCAAAAGACUCUAAGUUCCCUAACGUCAGUGUCUGGCAACAAAUUGAAUUCUAGCACAACAGAGAACGUGACCAACUUGAACAGGUCGGACGUGAUGGGCCACCAACUACACGCGGCUCCCCAGUACCACCAUGGCCUUCAUAGCGCGGGAAACGUUUACAGACGACAUACUGAAGAUUUUUCACCAAGAGAUGAAACUUGUGCGAAACAACGAAGAAGACGAUUUUCUGAACAAGAAUUCAUCCCCAAUGGGUCUGGCACUAAAGUACUGUAUAAGACGGCUGAUAAUCUUUGCAGAAAUUCCCAUGAAUGCGGUUUAAGGUUUUAUGACGAACAUAGCGAUAGGGAACCACAUUUAUUCGAUGGAAUGAAUUACGGACUGAGCUCCUCGAACCACGAUGUUCCCAAUCACAAAAUUAAAAAGAAUAAACUAAACCCCCAAGAAAACUUAAAUAGACGUAAAGCAAGACUACGAAAGCGUGGCGCUCCCAUUAUUAUGGAGGACUCAGUGUCUGGAUUCGACAGCUACGAAUCCCUGACCACACCUGUCCAGACGAACCCUGGUCGCACUUACAGAGAGCCGGUACCCCAGAACGGCUCUAGCUACACACGAGAGGAGGCGUACCAUAGAGAUGUUCAACCCGAUGUUGUAAAGAUAAAAAAGCGCAGAGAAAAACCCAAACGACAAAAAUCAAAGAGCCCUCAUAUACAAGAAAGACGAAAAAAGAAGAAAACUGAUUCACCAGCUAACGAGGAAAAGCAAUUUAUUGCAGACAUCAUAAAUCGGCAAUAUAAGCCUUUAAGCUUUUUUGGCAGGAGAGCUUCUGAUAUUAGUCAAAUUUCCACUCCCGUGUGUCGUGAUCAACGUUAUUCAACACGCGAGAUGGUAAUACCAGACAGUGAAGUGUCCUCGUUCAGCCGCUGUCCUGCAGGGGGCUGUCGGCACGGCUGCGCAGCCGACGUGAGGGACAUGCGUAGUCUCUGCGACACGCGCCUUCACUCCUCGCCUUGGCCUGUUCGCCAGCGUCAUCGCCGCGCUGAAAACUACAACGACUCAAACUUUUACGACGUUGUCCCCGUAAAGGAAAAGACUAGCCCCAAAUCCAGAAGAAAAUUCAUGGAAGAUAAUCUGACCAUGAACGUAGUGCCUCCAUCACCUCGAACUCACAGGCCUCGGCUCAUUCUGGAGACACAAAACUACAGUGAAUACGAAGAUGACGAGCACCGAGAAAAUCAGAUGCGAAAGAGACGAUCGCCCAGCCGAAGACCAGAGUACGAAUACACACAAACUUUUAGACAUGAUGUAUCAACAGAGGAUUCUCCUCGAAACAUAAAUGAAAUGAGUCCCAAAUUUGAGAGGCAUCCUAAUAAUAACUUAAAGUUACACGAUGACAUGGGCACAACUAUGAGUAGUCAACACAAUACCACGUCUCAGGAUAACUCUGCAAAUAAUACUCUAAACCAUGACAAAGAUAACAGUAUCGCUGUUGAUAAGACAGAUAAAGCGUUAAGUGAAAUAAAGGACAUACUCCAAAAUUUUCUUCAGGAACUAAAGAAAGAUUCAUCGACAUCUCAAUGCGAUCGGGUGAGCGGGUCUGACAAGAAUAGCGGAAAACAGCUCGACGGAACACUCCGAGGAAGCGACAAUGAGACGAUGAAUGCAAUGAAGAACAGCGUUGGAUCUUCGUUUAAUUGCGGCCUAGGGCAAGGAUGCGCAUCGGCCAUGCCACCACCGUUCAUGCCCGGCUUUGCAAACCCAUGCUGCUACCCGCAAGUAAUACCCAUGUAUGGAGCACACGGGGUGCCGUACCUCGUGGCCAGCCCCAGCUGCGUCUGCGCGAACGCGGCCUGCGGACACAACCACCCGCGACCACAACCAGACACCCGUGACGCUCAAUGCAGAACAUGUUCAAAGGUGAACGUCACUGAAUCAGAAGAGACAACUAAAACAAAUUGCGAGACUGAUGUUCUGAUCAGAGAAAUUUACAAUUAUGUUGCACGAAAUCCGACAAUUUGUAAGGAGUCAAAGCCUUCCCAAGACCACGAGCAAAGUCCCGAACGGAAGCCGAGCGUAGGCAAAAGCAUGCACGCGCUGCAUCAGGACGCGAACGUCGGCACGCCUCCUUUGCGGUGCUACUCGAAGAGCUGCGAGGCUAUUGUCUCGCGACAGCACUUUGACACCUACUACGCCACCUACCCGAGCUACUCCGAGUCGUUACUCGAAGAAAGGCUAAGUCGUGAAACUGUCAUGGAUUAUCAGAUGCCGCGCGAAACUAACGAAUAUAACUUUAAGGAAAAGAAGACAUCAAACAAUCUACCUAAGCAACACUCUCAGGAUAGCAAAUUCAGCAGCGCAUUACGACUUCUGCGAAAACACAGUAAGAAGAACAAAAGAGAAAACAUCCAUGAAGUGUGUCACAGUGAACAAUCGAUUGAAGUGGACGUGGUGCCAAAAGGAAAUGCUUUUAAUCAGGAGUUUGCCACGUACGCCAUGCACGGGCAGGAGUUCUUGCGGCCUCCGCCGCCGCGGCACGACCCUCGCUGUCCCCCCACUUACGAUCACGACUAUUCCCCGUACGACUCCCAAAUGACCGACUAUUCGAGCCCAAGGCCGGUCACCGAUAGAUACAACCAUUACGACCGCAUGCCUCCUGAAGGCCCAGUCAUGUACGAUAACUCUUACGGUGAGCAGUGUAGUCAUCCCACGCCGCCGCCAGGACCCUUAUGCCUAAAAGAGAUCGAAGUCAGGAGUGUCGGAACACAGAUUGAGAAAAAAACGACUUUCCGAAUGUUUUCCCAGAAAAAGGAAAAAGGGGAUGAUGCCGAUUCACCUCCACCACGCCCUCUAGUAAGCAUAUUACGCAACAAAUUAGAGGACACAAAAUCAGAUACUAAACCGGGGAAGGGACGCAAGCUAUUUAAUGUCAAGCCUCAAGCCACCGCUAGCAAAUCAGAGCCCAUGGCAUCACUGACAGAAAAGAUUCAAAAAGAUAUCACUAAGAAUGACAAUACUAUAUCCACAGCGAUGUUGAGGAAACUGUUCUACAAGAGAAACCCGUUCUCGCCGCAAAACAGAUUCGUGCGAACGAUUAUGGAAAAGGAUACUCCGGUAUACACGUGGCGUCCGCGAUUGUUCCUGUGAUUGUCCUGUGUCCGACCUGUGAUGUGAUGUGUUGUCUCAAUUGAAAUGUUUUAAGUGAAAUUGUAUUGUGUCAUGAUUAUUUGGUAACUGAAUUGAUUUAUAGGAUUAUAUUUAGGAUACCAGCGA
Molecule: messenger RNA, 3456 nt
Organism: Leguminivora glycinivorella
Lineage: Eukaryota; Metazoa; Arthropoda; Insecta; Lepidoptera; Tortricidae
Exons: 3
Coding region: 115-3330 (1071 amino acids)
Source: RefSeq, a predicted model, not a curated record